CUCUGUAGUAUCUAAUCCAACAUGACCGCGUGGGAGUGAGGUCGUCAAGGGCGAGGGCUUCAAGGGCUUUGUUGUCUUUUGUCGGGUCUGUUUCUGUUUUGGUGCCAGACCCUUGAUCAGGCCUUUGGCACUCUUCGCCAAUUUCAUGGCCCGAGUUUCCAUUUGUUUGUGGUGGGGCAGAAUCUGAUUCGGGAAAUGUCAACAAUCACUCGCCUGCCGUCCAAUAACCACGCAGCCUACAACUAGUCCAACGUCCAGGUCGCAGCCUGGUCGAGUCGAAGAAAUCGGUGCGCGGUCGACCGUCGCCAAUCGGGCACUUAUCUUCUUGUUGUGUUGCGAGUGCUGCUGGUGCACUGCGAGUCACUGUGAGCGCGUCACCGCCUGACAACCGGGUACCGAAACAAACCGCAUGAGUACGAUUACAAUUCACCAAACUCCUCGCAUUGCAACAUCGACAACAUGGCGGACCAGGUCGAAUUCGACAUCAACGAAGCCCUAAAGCUGUAUCUCAGCGACGCGGCGACCAUUCCCACCCCAGAGGCGAGCGCCGACCUCCUAGACUGCGAUAAUGACCCCGAGAGUCUCACACCAGCCCUCGUCAACAAUGCGCUGGAACCGGUGGUAGAUUUGAUCGCAGAGAACCCGGAAGGGCUGAUGAGGAGUUCUGCUUUCGACACGUUACAAUUCCUAUUAAAACAGUCUUUUCUUCUUCCAACACAAACGCUGAGCAAAAUCCUGCACUUGAUCGUGACGGGCUUGGCCACGGCAGCCGAUGUUGCAGGACAUGACAUCGAAAAUGACGAGCAAGAUACGCUUCCGCACCACAAGCGGUUACUCGAAAUGUACGCGUUCCUUCUACAGUGGUCCAUCUCCUCGGUUGAGGCCAAGGCGCUCGAGAAAACAGCGACCGCCCCUGCGAGACGAGGCGGAAAAGGAGCAAAGUCUAAGUCGGCCGCCAAAGAUGAUGUCUGGGACUCCUCAAGUCAAAUACAGGGCGCCAUGGAUGUCAUGUGUCGAGUGAUGAAGCUGAAGCUGAAUCGCAUUUUCCAGACCACAUCCGACAGAGACACAUUCAUCAAUCUUUUCACUCGGUCCGUAUAUCUGAUUAUGGAGAGUGAAGCCCGGGUCAAGAUUACGGCAGUACGCAUGUUCUGCUUCAAAGUACUCUGCGUUGCCGUCAAACACCAUGGCCAUGCUCUUGGGGCACAGACGUCGAUCGUCCAGAACCUGACAUAUUUUGAACAUCUGUCAGAACCAAUGGCGGAAUUCUUGCACAUUUUAUCUGAACAAUAUGAUCAUCAUCAACUCUCCGCCGACAUCUUGAGAGAGUUGGCCGCCAAAGAAUUCAGCCAAAACGACACAAAAGGGCCGAAAUCGGUCUCGGCUUUCAUUGUCAAGCUUUCCGAGUUAGAGCCUCGACUGGUGAUCAAAGAGAUGGGUUUGCUGGCCAAGUUCCUGGACAGCGAGUCUCACGUACUGAGGUGCGCGGUGAUUGAGGUAUGUGGGAACCUGCUCGCGGACCUGAGCAGACAGGAAGAGAAGACCGAAACCACGAAAAUUCAAAUCAACGCAUUCUUCGAUACCCUUGAACAACGCUUCCUUGACACGGCACCAUUCUGCCGAGUGCGUGCGAUGCAAGUCUUCACCAAGAUUUGCGACCUAGACCAAAAAUUCCCGAAACGAAGACAAAAUGCCACGGAACUGGCGAUGCAGAGUCUACAGGAUAAAAGCAGCAACGUACGACGCAACGCUAUCAAGCUACUCAAGAAGCUUGUUUCCUCGCAUCCUUUUAGUUUGAUGCAUGGUGGCACGCUUGCGUUGAAAGAGUGGCAGGAGAGAUUGGAAGCCGUGGAAGCCCAACUGGAUGCUCUGAAGCCUCCUCCAGACACGCCUGGACUGGCUCAAACAGCAGCAGGGGAGGAGAAGGUUGAUACAGAGUUGCUGGACGACGCCACCGUGGCCGAAGAAGCCCAAGAAGAAAUGUCCGAGGAAGACAAGAUUGCCGCGGUCAAGAAGGCCCAAGAAGAAGCGGCCACUGCUGAAGUCAUCGGGAAACUCCAACUAACCCGGAAAUACUACCUUGAAGCAUUAAGGUUCAUUGAGGUGGUGCACGAGGCUUCCGAGAUUGCAGUUCAACUACUGUCUUCGCCAAACAAGACGGAGGUGAUCGACGUGAUGGACUUUUUCGUCACCAUCGAUGCAUUCAAGGUGGAAACGGCACGAAAGGGUAUUAGGCGCAUGUUACGGCUGAUCUGGACCAAGGGCAACAGUGAUGAAGGGAAAGGAGUCCAGAAUCACCUGAUCGACAACUACAAAGGUUUGUUUUUCGAUGCCCCAGAAAUCUUCAGCGCCAACGACGCUGCAAACUUUGUGGCCAGGAACAUGAUCAGCUUGACCUUUGGUGCCACUCCUGCCGAGUUGACGUCGCUUGAACAACUUCUGAGUACCAUGUUUAAGUCUGGCCAUAUUUCCGAGCUCGUCGUGGCCAAGUUGUGGCAGGUCUACGGAGUGAAUAAGGAGAUUUCAAAGGCUCAGAGACGAGGCGCCAUCAUUGUCCUGGGGAUGAUCGCUCUUGCGAACCCAGAAGUGGUUGUUAAAGAACUCGACACCAUGUUGCGAGUAGGUUUGGGACAGCUUGGAAGGCAAGAUUUUGUUCUGGCAAAGUUCACUUGUGUCGCUCUUCGUCGCAUGGUACCCCCUGCAAAGAAAGCGCACGAGAAGACCGCUCCAGUGGGUCUCUCGAGGAUGUCCAACAACAGCGAGGUUUUGCGGAUGCUAGCUUCCAUCUUGUUGACGACGUCCGCCAGCAAAGAUUGGUACGGCAUGGCAGAACAAGCCAUCAGUGCCAUCUAUGUUCUCUCCGACCACCCGGACGUCCUGUGCUCCGAGGUCAUAAGACAAAAGACUCGACUGGUCUUCCAACAGACAAAAGAUCUUUCUUCGUUGUCACGACCGUCGUCACCAGAACCGGACGCGAUGGAUGUGGACGGCGACGAAGAGCAUGAGACUCCAAAAGCACAACCGGCGCCACAGGAGCAACAGCAAGAGCAACCACAAUCACAACGACGGCCUCCAGAAGAGAAGCCGUCAAUUGCGCUGUCACAAUUGUUGUUUACCGUAGGACACAUUGCCAUCAAACAGAUUGUGCAUUUGGAACUGUGUGAACUGGACUUCAAACGACGGAAACAUGACCAAGAGAAGAACAAGGCCUCUGUUUCUAACCCAUCUCCCGACAAAUCAAUGGCAGGACCUACACCAGCGCGAAGAAAAAAGACCGCUGCCGAAGAAGUCCUAGCCGAGAAACAACAAAAGGCCGAAGAAGAAAAAGACGAACUCGACCUCAUCGGCGGCACAACCGAAGACGACUUCACCGAAGCCAUUGCCCACAUCCGCGAACGCGAAUUACUCUACGGACCUAAUUCGCUAUUAGCCAAUUUCGGCCCACUGGUCACCGAAAUCUGCGCCAACAAUACAGCGUACAAGGACCGCGAACUCCAAGCACAAGCUACUUUAUGUCUCGCCAAGCUCAUGUGCGUGAGCAGCGAGUACUGCGAGAAGAACCUGCCGUUGCUUAUUACCAUCCUCGAGAGAUCGACCGACCCCAUAGUCCGGUCCAAUGCUGUCAUCGCACUCGGAGAUAUGGCGGUGUGUUUCAACCAUUUGAUUGAUGAGAAUACCGAUUUCCUGUACCGCCGACUCAACGAUGCCGAUGAAUCUGUCAAGCGCACUUGUCUGAUGACAUUGACGUUUUUGAUCCUCGCGGGCCAGGUCAAAGUCAAAGGUCAGCUGGGCGAAAUGGCCAAAUGUCUCGAGGAUGCGGAUAAGAAGAUUGCCGAUCUAGCUAGGAUGUUUUUCACGGAACUGGCGACAAAGGAUAAUGCUGUUUAUAAUCAGUUUGUCGAUAUGUUUUCGGUACUGACGCAGGAGGGACCACUCGAUGGUGGAGUUAUGGAGGAAGAGGCCGUUAGGAGAAUUCUCAAGUUCUUGUGUGGGUUUAUUGAAAAGGACAAACACGCCAAAAACCUCGCGGAGAAACUCGCCGCCAGACUCGGUCGGUGCGUGAAUAAACGACAGUGGGACGAUACUGCUUAUGCUCUGUCGUUGUUGCAGCAUAAAAAUGAGGAGAUUAGCAAGAAACUCGGGGAGGGGUAUAGGGUUGUUGAGACGGAGGCAUAGAUACACCACAACCCAGACUUUAGUGCCUGGAGUGAUUGGGAACAGGAAGAACCAGGCUGGAGUAUUGUUUUCGGGUUAUGGGCUUGAGUAGUCUGGGACUGGACACAAGAGAUUCCCUGGGGGAGUGUGGUGUGGUGUGGUUUGGUUUGGUUUGGUUGUCACUGAGAAGUCUGGUGAGGCCACCUUAUUUUAUGCCGGCAUGAGAAUCGUCUUUUGGGGUGGAUUGUUUGGUGUUUGGGCGUUGAAUAAGGCAGGGAGGCCUUGAAGUUGUACAGUAAGUAAGGGAAGGGCUUUGACUUGAAGUUCUUCAGGGUGUUUUUCGAGUAUGGUGAUCGGGAUAGCCCAGUAAAUCGGUAUGACGAGAAUGACAACCCAUUGAUGGUUGGUUGUUCGAAUUAUCGUUUCUAUGCAGUA
Molecule: messenger RNA, 4590 nt
Organism: Exophiala dermatitidis NIH/UT8656
Lineage: Eukaryota; Fungi; Ascomycota; Eurotiomycetes; Chaetothyriales; Herpotrichiellaceae
Product: condensin complex subunit 1
Exons: 3
Coding region: 460-4176 (1238 amino acids)
Biological process (GO): mitotic chromosome condensation; meiotic chromosome condensation; mitotic cell cycle
Cellular component (GO): condensed chromosome, centromeric region; nucleus
Molecular function (GO): histone binding
Source: RefSeq, a predicted model, not a curated record